Molecule: messenger RNA, 639 nt
Organism: Aspergillus bombycis
Lineage: Eukaryota; Fungi; Ascomycota; Eurotiomycetes; Eurotiales; Aspergillaceae
Product: rhodanese-like domain-containing protein
Exons: 2
Coding region: 1-639 (212 amino acids)
Cellular component (GO): mitochondrion
Molecular function (GO): thiosulfate-cyanide sulfurtransferase activity
Source: RefSeq, a predicted model, not a curated record
AUGGCCUCGAUACAAUCCAUCCGACGUCCCUUAACGGGCCUCGCUUCCCGCACCGCAAAGCAAAUCUCCGCCCCGGUCACAAUCAGAUCAUCAUUCCGCACCGUCCCGGAAAUAACUCGAGCCUUCGGAACCGCACCAUCGCCAUGUGUCGCUCGCGGAAUUCCCUCCGUACGCCGCAUGAAGGUGGCCCCAGUGCAACAGAGCUUCCGCCGAUGGAAAAGUGACGGAGAAUCACCCCUCAGACAAUGGGGGUUUGAAGAUAUCAACGCCUCCCUCCCGGCCUCGCCCGGAACAAAACCCCAAAAGAACCUCAUCCUCGUUGACGUGCGCGAGCCCGCCGAGUUGAGCUCUACGGGUAUCAUCCCGUCCGCUGUCUCGGUGCCGCUUGCGUCGCAGCCGGAUGCGUUUUUCCUCACGCCGGAGGAGUUCGAGACGAGGUUUGGAUAUCCCAAGCCUGGGGCUGGCGAGGAGGGUGAUAUUGUGUUUUAUUGUAAGGCUGGCGUGAGGGCCAAGGCUGCGGCGCAGUUGGCGGUGCAGGCUGGGUAUGAUGCUGAGAGGAUUGGGGUUUAUGAGGGGAGUUGGUUGGAUUGGGCGGAUAGGGGCGGUAGGGUUGAGAGGUGGGACGGGGAGUCGGAGUAA